AUGGCCCAGCUGCGYGUCCUGCGCUGCCUCCUCGGCCGCGGCGGGAGCCUCCUCUGCAACCUCUACUGCGCCUGGAGCGCCCAGGAUGUGGAAGGAACUGCCCUUUCUGUCCUUGUGAGGACAUCUUUAAUCAGCCUCCAGCAUGAGGUGAGCUCUGGAGAUGUUGGUGCUUCUGUUGGGCUCCUGGCUGAGGGGGAAUCGAUGAGAGCAAGUGCGUGUGAACCGCUGGAUAGCGCGUGUUUGGGUGGUCGGAAGGCUUCAAAAAACAGGGAUGGAAAAGAGCGGAGUGAAACUGUGUCACCAUCAGAGGAAGAAGAAGCUUUCUCUUGGCCUGGUCCAAAAACUGUUGUGUUGAGGAGGACAUCUCAGGGUUUUGGCUUCACCUUAAGACACUUCAUAGUUUAUCCUCCAGAAUCUGCAGUUCAGUUUUCUUUUAAAGAUGAAGAGAAUGGCAAUAGAGGAGGAAAGCAAAGAAACAGGCUGGAGCCAAUGGACACCAUAUUUGUUAAACAAGUGAAAGAGGGUGGGCCUGCUUUUGAAGCUGGACUCUGCACAGGUGACAGAAUUAUAAAAGUCAAUGGAGAAAGUGUUAUUGGAAAGACCUAUUCUCAAGUCAUUGCUUUAAUACAGAACAGUGACAGCAUAUUGGAACUUAGUGUUAUGCCGAAAGAUGAGGACAUCCUUCAAUUGCUGCAGUUUACAAAGGAUGUCACAGCACUGGCAUAUUCCCAGGAUGCCUACCUGAAGGGCAACGAAGCCUACAGUGGCAAUGCCCACAACAUACCCGAACCACCACCAAUAUGUUACCCGCGCCUGACGCCUGCCGCCUCGGGCCCGGCGCAGGCUGGUGACAAACUGGCUUCUGAUUUCCCUCUGGGGAAGCAGCAAGUCCCUAGACCAGUCCGGGCGGUGACCCAGCCAGAGAGGGCCUACAGAAUGGAAAUACAAGUGCCUCCAUCACCAACAGACAUUGCAAAGUCCAACACCGCGGUGUGUGUCUGCAAUGAAACUGUGCGGACUGUUAUUGUGCCUUCUGAGAAGGCUGUAGAUCUGCCAUCUUGUAGAAAUAACCACGCUGGUCCAUCACACAGGACAGAGGAAGUGAGAUAUGGCCUGAAAGAGCAAACCUCUCUAAAAGCGCGGACCACGUCGCCACCUUCCUCCGUGUCCACUGCCAUCAUACUUCCGCAGACUCCCAUAACAAGGCCGGUUGAUCCGACUGGCCCCAUAGGCAAAGCCUCCAACUAUGUAGUGUGUCCGGAAGGAAUGCCAAGCACUAGAGCUCCCGCUGCAGCCCCGGAGUCGCCCCCUGUCCCCGCRAACCAUUACAGCCCCACCUCCCACCAGCACAUCGACUGGAAGACCUACAAGACCUACAAGGAGUACAUCGACAACAGGCGCAUGCACAUGUACGGCUCGCGAACCAUCCAGGAGAGGCUGGACAGCCUGCGGGCGGCCUCCCAGAACACGACCGACUAUAACCAGGUGGUGGCGGCUCGGCCUGCUCCGCAGGUGCGCCGCCGCAGCACCUCCCACGACCGGGUGCCGCAGGCAGCGCAGAUCCGCCAGCGGAGCGUCUCGCAGGAGAGGCUCCAGGAGCCCGUGCUCAUGAAGGAGUGGCCRCGGAGCGCUUCCCAGGACACCCUGACCUCACCCUCCGUUAACGGCAGGAACCACCGGGCUCGCUCCUGGGAUUACCUGAGCAAGCAGGGYGAAACGCUGGAGAGCUUCCCUUCCGAGACUCUCAUUGCAGAGGCGAAUGGAGAUAGGAGGAAGCCUUACAAGUGGACGGGAUUCACUGAACAAGACGACCGGCGGGGUAUUUACGAGAGGCCGAGGCAACAUGCAUUUCAUAUGUCCCUUCGAGGCCAAAACUUUCCUAUGGCUCCGAGCACUUAUAUUUCAGACAGUAGGAGAGUAGGUAGUAGAGCUUCACUGUCCGCUUCUCACUUCCAGAAGGUUCCACCAGAUAUAAAAAUGUUCCAGUCCUCUCGGGAUUUGCAGUCUCCUGGGGGGCUAUCAAAGCCUACAGCUGUUUCACAAGAGAGAGUGUCUCUUGCAACUGCUAGAGGCUUUAAAAGUAGCUCUCUGAAGAACCCUGCUUCCUAUGCAGCAAAACCAUCGUUUCCCCUUAACCAGAGCCUGGAUGUUCUUGCCAGCAAAGACCAAAGAACAGUCAAUCACUUGCAUCAGAGUGGUCUGUUAAAUCAGCAGCCCAGGGCCCGAGCAGAAGGUUCCCCAGACCACAAAACAGACGCUGGCAAAAGCACCCAGCCCCCUGCUUUGUCUGCGGCCUCUGCCAAACUUGUUCAUCCAACAAGUGAGAGUUCAGCUACCUCUGACAACAUAGAUGAUUCUGUCAGACAGAGUCACGAACUGGAAAGGGAAGAUGUCCGAGAGCCUGAAACGCUGCAGCCYGAUGGUCCCGAAAGCCACAAAGAAGUAGUUGUCAUGAGGGAUAAGUCACCUUCUGGCCACCAAACUCCCCAGCCUCUGAGACACCACUCCUACAUUCUGGCUGUGAAUGACCAAGAAGCUGCUUCAGAUACCACCUGUUGGUUACCUAAYGAUGCUCGCAGAGAAGUCCACAUAAAAAGAAUUGAAGAAAGGAAAGCCUCUGGUUCCAGCCCACCUGGCGAUUCCUUGGCUUCUAUUCCCUUCAUUGACGAGCCCACCAGCCCCAGCAUCGACCACGAUAUCGCCCACAUUCCGGCUUCCGCGGUUAUUUCGGCAUCGGCAUCGGCCUCGCCRGGACCUGUGGUGACAACCGUCCCUCCCAGCCCCGCGUCCCCAGUCCCUUUACUUCGCCGGCAGCUUUCACACGACCACGAAUCCAUAAGGCCUAGUGUCCUGGAUAGCCAGCCUGCCAUAAAAACUGAGAGAUCAAAGUCAUACGAUGAAGGGUUGGAUGACUAUAGAGAAGAGGGAAAAGUAUCCAUUAAGCAUGUAUCUAGCUUGAAAGGGAUCAAGGUCCCAGACAGUCAAAAAUCAUCAGAAGACUCUGGUUCCCGGAAAGAUUCUUCUUCGGAGGUCUUUGGUGAUGCUUCCAAGGAAGGAUGGCUCCAUUAUCGUCAGCUUAUCAGAGGAAAGCGAGUGAGUGGAAGCAUUCGGCCAUGGAAACAAUUGUAUGUUGUUCUUCGGGGCCAUUCGCUUUAUUUGUACAAGGAUAAAAAGGAACAAAUGACCCCAUCUGAAGAAGAACAACCUAUCAGCAUCAACGCUUGUUUGAUAGACAUCUCGUACUCUGACACCAAGAGGAAAAAUGUAUUCAGGCUCACCACGUCAGACUGCAAGUAUCUGUUUCAAGCYGAGGACAGAGACGAUAUGUUAGCGUGGAUUAAAGCAAUACAAGACAACAGCAACUUAAAYGAUGAGGAUACUGGUGUCACUAGCAGAGAUCUAAUUAGUCGAAGGAUUAAAGAAUACAGUACAAUGAUGAGCUCUUCAAGCAGCAAAACAGAGCCCUCUCCCAAAACACCUCGUCAGAGCCUAAGCAUCAGGCAGACUCUGCUUGGAGCAAAAACAGAGCCGAGGACCCAGAGUCCACAUUCUCCCAAGGAUGAAUCUGAAAGGAAGAUUCUCACUAAAGAUGAGACGAGCCCACCAAAAGACAAGGGGACAUGGAAAAAAGGCAUCCCGAGCAUCGUGAGGAAGACGUUUGAAAAGAAGCCAUCUGCUAUGGGAACAUUCGGAGUUAGGCUUGAUGACUGUCCCCCAGCUCAAACCAAUAAAUGUAUUCCCCUGAUUGUUGACAUAUGUUGCAAACUGGUUGAAGAGAGGGGACUUGAGUACACMGGUAUUUACAGAGUUCCUGGAAAUAAUGCUGCCAUCUCAAGCAUGCAGGAAGAGCUCAACAAAGGAAUGACUGACAUUGAUGUACAUGAUGAUAAAUGGCGAGACUUGAAUGUAAUAAGCAGUUUGCUGAAAUCCUUCUUCAGAAAGCUCCCAGAACCUCUUUUUACCAAUGACAAAUAUGCAGAUUUCAUAGAUGCUAAUCGAAAGGAAGAUCCUGUUGAACGUCUGAAAACACUGAAGAGACUGAUUCACGAUUUACCAGAACAUCACUAUGAGACUCUCAAGUUUCUUUCUGCACACCUGAAGACAGUAGCAGAGAAUUCAGAAAAGAACAAGAUGGAACCGAGAAACUUGGCGAUAGUUUUUGGUCCAACGCUCGUGAGGACGUCUGAUGAUAACAUGACACACAUGGUCACGCACAUGCCAGAUCAAUACAAAAUUGUAGAAACACUCAUUCAAAAACAUGACUGGUUUUUCACAGAAGACGAUGCUGAGGAACCUCUUACAGCAGUUCAGGAGGAAAACACUGUAGAAUCUCAGCCAGUGCCAAACAUAGAUCAUUUACUCACCAACAUUGGAAGGACGGGAGUAUCUCCUGGAGACGUAUCAGAUUCAGCCACUAGUGACUCAGCAAAAUCUAAGGGUUCUUGGGGCUCUGGAAAGGAUCAGUAUAGCAAGGAACUGCUGGUGUCCUCCAUUUUUGCAGCAGCUAGUCGCAAGCGGAAAAAAACGAAAGAGAAACCGCAGCCGAGCAGCUCGGAAGAUGAGCUGGAUAAUGUGUUCUUCAAGAAGGAGCUUGCGGAGCAAUCCUGUGGCGACGCGGCAAAAGAGGACUCGGCUAAAGAGGAGUGUGAAAAAGAGAGGGACACGGGGAGAAAACAGAGGAUGUUUAUCCUGAAGGAAAAAGAGAACAGCAGUAAAAAAGAUGCGAAUGUUGUGAAGGAGAAAAARAAGUUGUUAAAGAAAGAAAGCCCCUUGUCAGAGGAGCCUUCACUGCCUUGCCCUGAAAACCCCCCCAAGUCGCCGCCCCUCGGCGUGCAGAGCAGCACCCCCAAGGUGCYGGCUCCACAGGCCCAUUCCCAGGUUGAGGAGACAGUGUCCGACUCUGGCACUAUGCUCAGCUCUUCUUCCCAGGCUUCCCAGCACAGAUACUCAUGCAAAAAAGUAGCCAGCCCUGAACUGAAGCACAGCGAGUUCCUAGCAGCUGAUGUCAGUUCCAUCACCUCCGAUUAUUCGACGACUUCCUCUACCGUCUACCUGGCGGGCCUGGACGCGGCGCUGCUGAGCCCCGAGGUGCAGUCGGUGACGGAGAGCAAGGGCGAGGAGGCCGACGACGAAAGGAGCGAGUUGGUCAGCGAGGGGCGGCCCGUGGAGACCGACAGCGAGAGCGACUUCCCCGUGUUCGCCGCGAGCGCCGCCGCCGCCGAGCGGCUGCCCCAGGCCAAGGGGGCGACCGCGGUGAAGGCGAGUCGCAGGAACUCGGAGGAGAGCGAGGUCAGUUGCACGGAGGGAAGCUCCACGCCCCGGCUGGAGAGCCGCCGGCUCUUCAGCUCCCACAAGCUCAUCGAGUGCGACACGCUGUCGAGGAGGAAGUCUGCGCGGCACAAAACGGACAGCGAGGGCUCGGGGGAUGCCAGGAGCGACAAGGACUUGCCUGCCGUGAGCAAGGUGUUGGACAUGAUGAAAAAGGGGAGGUCCACCAGCAGCUUGGCCGCGUCGGCCAGAGGCGAGGCUGAUAAGCAAGAGCCCACCUGGAGGCUUAAGAUUACGGAUAGGUUAAAGCUGCGACUCAAAUCGUCUGCGGAUGAUAUGUUUGGAAUUGGGAGUCAAAAAUCCAGCUCUGCAGAGACUGCRAAGAGAAAAAACAUCCGGCGAAGGCAUACGCUGGGAGGACAGAGGGAUUUCGCCGAAAUAAGUGUCCUGAAUGCCUGGAAAGCUCAAGAUCCGAGUCAAGGGAAAGAGAGGGAAUCGGAGCUUUCCGCUGUGAAUCGGCUGAAGCCCAAAUGCCCGGCCCAAGACCUCUCCAUCUCGGACUGGCUGGCGCGAGAACGUUUACGCACGAGCACAACCGACCUGCACGCGGCUGAGCCGGGACGGGCCAGGCUGGAGGACACGGACCCGGCAGGAGCCUCCAGCGCGGAGCCGCCUCCGGAGGCGCAGGCCGACGGCGGCGGCUCCUCCAGCAGCUCGGCUUCCACGAGCAGAACGGCGGCGGCGGGACCAUUCCAGGCACCGGAGCAGGUGAACGGCGACAGCUUCCAGCCCAUGAACAAGAGCAACUUCAGCCCCGCGCUCGACGCCCACCCUCAUAAACUGUCCGGCACCCAAGUGGUUCGAUCCCGAUUCUACCAGUACCUUUGAAAUGGGGAGAUGUGUCCACGGCAGCAAUUCAUCAGCUCACUGUUACACUUCCCAGUAACUGUGUGUGUGUAUGUGUGUGCGUGUGUGUGUACAUAUAUAUAUAUAUAUAUAUAUAUAUUUUCCUGUACUGUUGUCGUUAUGCAGCCUUCAUUUGGGCUGGUUUCAUCAAUGUGCACUGUGGAACUGUCUUCACGGUGCAUCACCACAGCCAGAAGAACACUAAAGUUAAAGUAUAUAUAUAUAUUUUAAGAAAAAGUAUAUUUGAUGGCUGCAUACAAAUGUUGAACGAAGCAUCUGAUGCAACAUGCUGUGUGGUGUAUACAUGGUUUUACAAUGGAGAAACGAUGGCCUGGCAUUAGUAUGCAGAAAAAUUGUUCUUUUGGUUUAGUCACUAACAAGUGCCUCAUCAUAAAGUCAUUUGGGUUGUUAGGGUGCCAUAUUGUUAAAUUAGAGAAACUUUAUUACAAACAAAUGAAUGCAUUUUACUGUUCAUGAGUUUCACUACAUUUUACAAAUGUUAACACAGGUGGCUGCAGAGCUUCCAUUCCUUAGGCAUUCCAGUAAAUCUCGGAGUUUUAUAUUUCCAGUUUUAAUACAGAUUUUGAGUUUUAUGUGACUUGAAUUUUUAAUCUUUCUGUAAAAUAAGUAACUUAAAUGUACAUAUUACACGUGUAUCUUUUCUUGAGAUACCAGAUUUGAUAUAAAUGUUGUAACAUAGGCGUGUAGAUAGUGGAUACUGGAUGGAACUGGUUUCUUUUAUUGAGAAUAUAAUUCUGCAUGAAGACCUAAUGAAUCCAAACCUGUAUCAUGCCU
Molecule: messenger RNA, 6969 nt
Organism: Nothoprocta perdicaria
Lineage: Eukaryota; Metazoa; Chordata; Aves; Tinamiformes; Tinamidae
Gene: ARHGAP21
Product: Rho GTPase activating protein 21
Exons: 26
Coding region: 1-6156 (2051 amino acids)
Biological process (GO): Golgi localization; signal transduction
Molecular function (GO): protein binding
Source: RefSeq, a predicted model, not a curated record